AUGAUAGCAAACUGUUUUCAUGGUCGAAAUUUUGAUGCUUCAACUCAGAACGAGGCCGAAUUAAUUCCGCAAACAAUGAUUUUUCUUCUUCUUUUUUACAUCGCUUCGCCUCCUUCCAAUGAAGUAGGAUUAACUUAUUUUUGUCGCCGAAUGAAGCAAAAAGAAGACAAAAAGAAAAGGCAAAGCAACAAGUGUCUCAUGAAACUUUAUUUCUUUAGCGAAGUGAGACUAUAA
Clunio marinus is the source of this 234-nucleotide messenger RNA. The record is from the annotation of a GenBank genome assembly. NCBI's taxonomy places the organism in Eukaryota, Metazoa, Arthropoda, Insecta, Diptera, Chironomidae.